Molecule: messenger RNA, 597 nt
Organism: Knipowitschia caucasica
Lineage: Eukaryota; Metazoa; Chordata; Actinopteri; Gobiiformes; Gobiidae
Source: the annotation of a GenBank genome assembly
AUGGGUCAGCGUCUGAGUGAGGAGAGCGAUCCAGACCAAGAAAUCGACGUGGCAGAGCUACAGGAGUGGUACAAGAAGUUUGUGGUGGAAUGUCCAAGCGGGACUUUAUUCAUGCACGAAUUCAAGAGCUUUUUUGGAGUUACACAGAACCAAGCAGCGGCUGACUAUAUCGAGAACAUGUUCCGAGCUUUUGACAAGAACGGGGACAACACCAUAGACUUUCUGGAGUAUGUCGCCGCUCUAAACCUGGUGCUGAGGGGCAAGCUGGAGCAUAAACUCAAAUGGACCUUCAAGAUGUACGAUAAAGAUGGGAGCGGGUGCAUCGACAAGACGGAGCUCCUGGAAAUUGUGGAGUCCAUAUAUCGGCUGAAGAAAGCCUGCCACGGCGAGCUGGACGAGGAGUGCCAUCUCCUGACCCCGGACCAAGUGGUGGACCGCAUUUUUGAGCUUGUGGAUGAAAAUGGAGAUGGUGAGCUGUCCCUGGAUGAGUUCAUAGACGGAGCACGGAGGGAUAAGUGGGUGAUGAAGAUGCUGCAGAUGGAUGUGAACCCUGGGGACUGGCUCGGGGAAGAGCGGAGACGCAGCGGAGACUCCUGA